Molecule: messenger RNA, 1543 nt
Organism: Oncorhynchus kisutch (coho salmon)
Lineage: Eukaryota; Metazoa; Chordata; Actinopteri; Salmoniformes; Salmonidae
Product: transcription initiation factor TFIID subunit 12-like
Exons: 6
Coding region: 252-743 (163 amino acids)
Biological process (GO): RNA polymerase II preinitiation complex assembly; DNA-templated transcription initiation
Cellular component (GO): SAGA complex; transcription factor TFIID complex
Molecular function (GO): TBP-class protein binding; protein heterodimerization activity; DNA binding
Source: RefSeq, a predicted model, not a curated record
UGGGAAGAGCUCAGUUAUUUACUGCACGCGUCCUCUCUCCUUCUCAAAAACACAUUGGAUGAGAAAGUCAGAGGUCCCGCGCUUCGGACCCUCUCCUCCAAUAGGUUUUUGAGAAGGAGGCAAAGAUAGAUGACGUCUGCAAUUGAGAUCCUCCCCAUGUUGUGUUAGCAGGUAUCUAGCUGGCUAUUAAGUUUCACGGUCCUUACGACGACAGUGCAGACCCAGAGAGAGGCCCCACCAUCUGGCAGAUUAUGACCCAGUGCCACCCACUGUCCAACCACUCCAACUUCUUCACCGUGAAAGCCGAGGCCUCCUCAACACUAACUCUCGCCACCAGCAUGGCCAAUAGCAACGCCGCCGCCGUUCCAGGGAAGGUGAUGGGCACACCUGGCCCUGCCGGCAGAAUCAGCCCAGAAGGAAGUCAGGUGUUGAGUAAAAAGAAGCUGCAGGACCUCGUAAGAGAGAUUGACCCCAAUGAGCAGCUCGAUGAGGAUGUGGAGGAGAUGCUGCUACAGAUUGCAGAUGACUUCAUUGACAGUGUGGUGACGGCUGCCUGUCAGCUGGCCCGCCAUCGCAAAUCCAACACCUUAGAAGUGAAGGACGUCCAGCUACACCUGGAGCGCCAAUGGAACAUGUGGAUUCCUGGCUAUGGUUCAGAUGAGAUUCGGCCGUAUAAGAAGGCUUGUACCACAGAGGCCCACAAACAGAGAAUGGCAUUGAUCCGCAAAACAACCAAAAAGUAGCAAGACCUGGAACCAGCCUCGCACAAACCCUCUGUGCUGUUUGUCUUUGUCUUUUCUCUGUGUAUUUCUAAUAAUGGGGGACAUUCUUUCACCCAUGUCUUCAUCUUCCCCAGGUUUUGUGUGUGAUUUGUCAGCUCCAUCAUCACACAAGUAUUUUGAUCUUGAAUCCGUUUUAAUGCUUUUCACCACAGACUGGCCAAAAUCACACACUCCUCAUUCAGUGUAAAUGUACACUCUGGUAUGGAGUGUUGUUUUGGGACAGUGUUUUGUUUUUGGAAUUAUCUGUUCAACUUUACUUUUUUGUUCAGGGGGUAACCACCAAACACGCACAUCUUCAAUAUGGUGGUGUCUUCCAUACUCUUUCCCAAUUCUUUUUUUUUUUGUCUGGCAUGUGUUUGCUGUUGUGUGUUUAGUUUUUGUCACAUAAACAAACCCCCUUCAUCUAACAUCAGAAAUAUACACCAUUUGCAUUUAGUUGGUUUCCAGGAUACUGUCAUGGCACAAUGUUUUUGUGUGCUGUAGGGAUCUGAUGUCAUCUCCAUAGUUCAUUAGAAAUUUACCCAGGACAUUGUUUUUCAUAAGAUGUCAACAAUUAACAACAAAUGACUGACUAUUAUUCAAAAAAUAAUAAGUAUGUGAAGUAUGUCUUGUGUCGCCAGACUGCAGUGAGAUGUGGUUGGGUAAUGGUCCUUAUUUGGGGAUGUGUGGGGAAGCUGUAACAUUUGUUUUACUUUAUAUUGGCAGUGUUUUAGUUAAACCUGUUAUUUUUAUUCCAUAAAUAAGAUUCAUAUUUCACUUGG